This is a messenger RNA of Amborella trichopoda, 2911 nucleotides long. It is a transcript of the gene CRN, whose product is annotated as Protein kinase superfamily protein. Gene Ontology annotation, molecular function: protein kinase activity; ATP binding. Gene Ontology annotation, biological process: protein phosphorylation. The record is from RefSeq and is a predicted model, not a curated record. NCBI's taxonomy places the organism in Eukaryota, Viridiplantae, Streptophyta, Magnoliopsida, Amborellales, Amborellaceae. Gene Ontology annotation, cellular component: membrane.
CUUUUUGUGUUGUCUUUUGAAAUCUCAGUCUUUUUAUUUUCUGUUACUUUUUAGAAGGCGGCUCAUUGUCACUGUAUUCUCUGGUUUCGUUGCAGGGGGAAUUUCAGGCCUUCCCUGAAACUAAUAGAGAAAGCUUAAUAACUCUCUCUCUCUCUCUAAAAGUACUCUCUCUCUCUCUCUCUCUCUCUCUCUCUCUUCUCAAAGCCGAGUAGCCCACGACCUACAUGCUUCUCUGGGUGGGUUACAGAGGAAUUUCAGGCCAUACCCCAAAGAUAAGAUAACCUUUUGAAGUUGAACUCCCUGUUACACCCCAUUUUCACUUUCCCUUCAGUUUUUCUCAAAUUUUUUUCUUGUAAUACGAUGAGUAAAAGUUCCCCUUGUUAAGAGCUUUUGCCUGUUCAUGGUGUCUUCCACAAUGUGCACGGAAAAGAGAGCAGGGACGGGCCAUUAGAUUAAUUUAUGCUUUGUUUAUAGCUUAGAAAUAGUUUAAGCUCAUUCAUGGAGAGAAAUGGCAAAAGGAGUGAACCUCAUAGCGCUGAUUUUGAAGAUUUAUGGACAAAACAGGGUAAAAAGCGGUAAACACAGAUUACAGUGAACUGAUGCUUUAUUGGUUUGUCGGAGGAUUUGCCAGUGAGUAUUUUCUUUGAAGCUUCUUCUGAAGUGUUCAUGAAAAAAAAUGGGAGAAAUGCUGAUAAAUGGAGGCAUUUGUUAAUCUAUCUUGUUCCUCUUUCUUCUUUAACACCAACUGUUAAAGCUUUUCCUUGUUAUUGAAUAUCUGAAGUGUUUCUCAGGAGAUCAGUAAAGGACCAGAUUUCUGUUAAAAGCUUAAACUGGUACUUUUUCCAGUUCUUCAUUCCUGAUAUUUCAGUAUUUCGGUGUGAAAUAAGUUUAGGUGAGGAAGUAAAAGGAAGGGCGCUUAUUCCAUGGAAUUUUUCUCUUCUCAUUAUGGGAAGCACAUUAUGAUUCUGAAGAGUCAAGACUAUAGGGUUUGCAGGUUGAUGUCGAGCUUUAAUGGAUGCUUAAAGUGAAUACUCGAUGAUUUAGGGUUAAAAAAGAGAUUGUGUUGAUCCUUUAUGCAAUUACGUGCAUUUUCAGUGUAAUCUCUGAUAGCUGUGUACUGUUUAAAGCUCCACUUUUAAUCUAGCUUCCUCAAAUGCUUUUAAGGAAAUUUUCGGGGAGAGAGCAAUUUGCAUGACCUGAAAUGAUUCUUACAGGCAUUUAUUGCAUGAUCUUGGAAACCAAGUGAUCAUACAUUAGUUUCUCUCUGUGGAGUCACUGUUUCUUUUGGAGCAGAAGUUAAAGAACGCAAGAUGAGCCCUUUACAGAAAACAAUCUUCCUCCUGCAGUUAUUCCUACUCUGUUACCUCUUCCCUCUAUGCCAAAGCCGAGAAACGUUAAGCUUUCACCAAUCAACUCCAUGGAAGAAAGCACUAUCACCUUCCUCAAAUCUCCAUGGCAACAGAAGCCAACCCAAAAGAAUUGCCUUAGGUGUCCUCUUAGGCACAAUAACUGGUUUUUUAUCAGCUGUACUUGUUGCAACUUUCAUCAGAAUCUCUAUCUUCUAUCUUAGUAGAACCCCAAUUCUCAAAGGACCUGUUAUUUUUUCCCCAAAAAUAACCUCAAAAACCAUAAUCUCUCUCAUUCAAGAGAACCCACUACCAGACUGCAAUCUCAUUGGUUCGAACUCCAAUGGCAAGUACUACAAAGCUCAUCUUGAAAAUGGCAGUGGACCUCUAAUUGCCAUUAAAAAGAUCGAAACCCAACAAAAGAGCGAGCCCAAAUCCACCAAGAGAUUGAUGCAGCAAGAGCUUGAGGUUCUUGGCCGCCUAAAACACAGAAACAUCUUGAGCUUACGAGCAUAUAUUCAUGAAUCAAAUGGGUUCUUCUUGUUUUAUGAUUACAUGCCAAAUGGUAGCCUUGAAGAGGUCAUGAAAAAGGUCAGGUCAAACCAGUUGCAACUUAGCUGGGAAGUUAGGCAUAGAAUAGCAGUUGGGGUGAUCAAAGGGUUGCAGUAUCUUCACUUUGGGUGCAACCCUAGGGUUUUGCACUAUAAUUUGAAGCUUUCAAAUGUGAUCUUGGAUGAAGAGUUCGAGCCAAGACUUGGAGACUUAGGGCUGAUUAGAGUUUUACCAAAUUUGGGGAAAGUGGGUUCUGGUUAUACAGCUCCAGAGUACUUGCAAAGCUGUAGAUAUACAGAUAAGAGUGAUAUAUUUAGCUUUGGGGUUGUUUUAGCUGUGUUGUUAACUGGAAGGGACCCCAUGGACUCUGCUUUUGGAGAAGGGGGUGGGGGGAGCAUGAUGGGUCGGUGGCUUAGGCAACUACAACAAGUGGGUGAUGCUCGUGAAGGCCUGGACGAAGGGCUUGUUGGGGAGGAAGGAGAGGAAGAAGAGAUGCUUAUGGCCAUGAGAAUUGCAGUUGUUUGUCUAUCUGAUAUGCCUGCUGAUCGGCCAUCGAGUGAAGAAUUGGUGCCCAUGCUCACCCAGCUACACAGCUUCUGAAGAGUAUUUCCUGCAGAAGCGUGUGACACUGUUGGGGGAGAAGCCUGUGCAGCUGUCAUGUAUCCCGAAGUGAAGCCCAAAGCCCAAAGCACCACCAGCAAAGUGAAAACAGUCACAGAGGAAGUAGAGAGAGAAUAUCUCGAGUACAAUGAACCAAAGACUGUGUUCCCUAAUGAGGCGUGCGAUGACUUAGGAGGAGAAUUCUGCGAGGCCGAGUACCAGAAGGGAGUUUUCAAAGAGGAGGCCUCACCCAAGUGAGAGAAAAGGCAUGCUUGCUUCACUGCAUGUUGUAGCCUGUAAAUAUAACCAGAGAUGCAGAGAAGAAGGGCUUUUGUAUUAUUGCACGAAGUACUGUGAUUAAUCAGACAUGCUGCUUGCUUAAUAAUAAUUAUAGAGAUAAAUAUGUUCUAAGA